Acaulospora colombiana is the source of this 189-nucleotide messenger RNA. NCBI's taxonomy places the organism in Eukaryota, Fungi, Glomeromycota, Glomeromycetes, Diversisporales, Acaulosporaceae. The record is from the annotation of a GenBank genome assembly.
CAGGUGUUGAUGUAUUAUCAUCCAUUAUUUCAUCUUGUUCCUGGAUACUUUCCCGCGCUGCCACGACAACAGAAUGUCGCGUUGCCGCCGGAUGUACGUAUAUUUCCUCCAAUGGUUGCACCACGUCCUUAUCAAUUUCAAUCGACUGAGGGGUGUCAUUUGCAUGACUAUGUUCUAAAAUUGGAAUAA